This is a messenger RNA of Cryptomeria japonica (Japanese cedar), 3416 nucleotides long. Its product is annotated as disease resistance protein Roq1. Gene Ontology annotation, molecular function: ADP binding; protein binding. Gene Ontology annotation, biological process: signal transduction; defense response. The record is from RefSeq and is a predicted model, not a curated record. The coding region runs from base 22 to 3414 and encodes 1130 amino acids. Lineage: Eukaryota; Viridiplantae; Streptophyta; Pinopsida; Cupressales; Cupressaceae. The transcript is spliced from 5 exons.
AGAGUCGGUGAAAGAGACAUAAUGAUGUUUCUCCACUUCUUACCUGCACAUUUCUCCAUCUAUUAUCCACUCAUUCUCUCUCCGUAUUUUUCUCACCACUUUCCUCUUUAUUUCUAUACAACUUCCUCUUCGCUGCAUCAUACAACUACCAUUAGAUCAGCCUUCUGUUUUUCAAGCACUCGUGCAUUAGGCAACGUAGAUUUACCUAUUUAUUGUUUUCCUGUUCUGUUCGCCUCAAUUUAUAGCAAAACCUCAGCUUACCUUGUCAAGCAUUUCAAAUUAUCAAGAAAUCGCUUUUAUCAGCAUUCUUCUUUGCAUCUAAUCAUAAUGGCAGCCCCUUCUAACGCCGCUGGACAACCCAAAUGUGACCUGAGAAAUGCUUCUGAUGGCCUGAGAAAUGUCCUGCCUGCCCAUUUGGCAUCCGGCCAACAAGUGUAUCCCAGAUUAAGUGCUUCCGAUGCCCUUAGAUUUGCAUCUGGACAACAAGUGUAUCCCAAAAUAAGUGCCUCUGAUGGCCUCGAAAGUGUCCUACCUGCCCCUGCCGCUUCUGGACAACAAGUGUAUACCAGAAGAAGUGCUUUUGAUGGCCUAAUAAUCGCCCCACCAGCUCCUGCUGAAUCCUCCUCUGGAAUGAAACACCUGCCCUAUGAUGUCUUUAUAAAUCAUCAUGGACAAGAUACUAAAAAAACGGUUGCCAAGAGUAUCUACGAGAAGGUAAAUGCUACUGGGCUGAGAGUGUUUUUGGACAAAGAUGAGCUUCAACUUGGAGAUUUUUUCCCUGAUACUUUACAAGAAGCAAUGGCUAGUGCUUCACUUCACAUAGCAAUUUUUUCUCAGAAUUAUGUACAAUCCCCUUGGUGUUUGGCUGAGCUAGCAUUUAUACUGGAACUACGCAAUAUAAAAUUUAUCCCCAUUUUCUAUCAUCUUGAGCCCUUUGCUCUGAGAUGGGCGAUUAAAGGAAAAGGAAUUUAUGGAGAGGCCUUGAACGAGCCUGAAAUGAAGAUCAGAUACGGCUCAGAAAUGGUUGAAAGCUGGAAGUUGGCACUCCAUAAAGCUUCCUUGUACACCGGCGAGAUAAUUAAUCACCAAAGUGACGAGGAGGAGGCGGUGAUGAAUGUAGUGAUUCGUGUAUUGAAAGAACUGAAGAAGGAUCUGUUAGAUGUUGCCAAGCAUGCCGUGGGCUUGGAUGAAUUGGAACAACACUUUCAUGACAACAUUUCAGUUCAAUCUUCUUCUGCUGAGCCAGUGCAAAUUGUGGGCAUCUGGGGAAUGGGUGGUGCGGGCAAAACCACCCUUGCAAAGCAACUCUAUAACAAGAAAAGCUUGACCAUUAAGAAGUCAAGUUUUCUUUUCGAUGUUCGUGAAGCUGCAAGGAAAAAGCGACUGCAUGAGACGCAAAAAUUGCUUUUGAAGGACCUUGACCUUAAAGGCACAGAUUUUGAUUUUGACAAUGUAGACAAAGGCAAGGGGACUCUGAAAAGCCGUUUGAGAUCUGCUUCUGUGCUUAUCGUUCUAGAUGAUGUUGAUCAUAUAGACCAACUGGAUGCUCUAGUGCCAGCAAAAGGGAGCCUUGGCAAGGGAAGUCUGAUUAUUGUUACCACACGAGAGUUGAGUGUUCUUGAACAGUGGGACAUCUCCGCUAUAUAUAAAAUCAGAACACUCAAUCCUGCUCAUGCCCAGCAGCUUUUUUGCUGGCAUGCAUUCGGACAACCCUCUCCAUUAUCGGGAUUGAAGGAAUUUGCUGAAAAGUUCAUAGAUGCUUGCCGUGGUCUGCCUUUAUCACUCGUGGUCUUAGGGAGUCAGCUCCAUGGGAAGUCUAGCAAGAAUUAUUGGCAGUCUCAAUUAAACAAAUUGUCGAGACUAGUGCCAGACGACAUCAAAUCGAGACUCAAAAUAAGCUACGAUGCUCUAGAUAAAGAAGAGAAAGAAAUGUUUUUGGAUGUAGCGUGUUUCUUCAUUGGAUGGAGAAGCAGUACGGCCAUUGUAGUGUGGGACGGAUCACACUGGGAUGGUCUGCACGGUUUGCAAAGGCUUGUGAACAAGUGUCUUGUUGAACUAGAUGACAAAGAGCCUUAUUUUUUCAUUAGAAUGCAUGAACAUUUGAGAGAUUUGGGGAGGGAGAUUGCCAAUCAACAGUCACCCUAUCGUCUUUGGUCUGGACAGCAGAUUAUCGAGAUUCAGCCUCAACAGGAAGCAAUACGAAUCCGAGGAAUGGCAGACGCAUUUGGUGACAAUUGCUACCCCCGGCAAGGAAGUAUCAUAAUACACACAAGCCAAGGAGAGCGUAUCCUCGCGCCCGGCUCGCUUGGGUUGAAGAUUUUUGCUGGCAGUGGAGAUUUCAUUAAUGAGCAAUGUAGCGAAAUAUCAAGAGAACUGGUCUACCUUAGCUAUGAUAGAUUUGGGCGCAAAAAUCUUCCGUCGUGGCUUUUAUUAAAAGAAUUAAGAGUUUUAGAACUUAAUGAAGCUCCAAUAUUAGAAGAUCUAUGGGAACGUGAUGUUGAUCAGGCUCCUUUGCAAUUAAGAGAGUUGGUUAUUUAUGAAGGCCACGGAUUGAAAAAGAUAGAAGGUUUAGGAAGCAUGAGAUCAUUGGAGACACUCUUAAUACAGGACUGUACAGAAUUGGACACCCUUCCAAGUCUUGCAGAGGCAACUUCUCUAAAGAUUUUUGAAGUGGUACGCUGCAACAAAUUGGAGAAGAUAGAAAGUUUAGAAAGACUGACAUCAUUGGAGACACUCAGUAUAUAUGACUGUACAGAAUUGAACACCCUUCCAAGUCUUGCAGAGGCAACUUCUCUAAAGAUGUUUGAUUUGAGACGCUGCAACAAAUUGGAGAAGAUAGAAAGUUUAGAAAGCUUGACAUCAUUGGAGACACUCUGUAUAUAUGACUGUACAGAAUUGAACACCCUUCCAAGUCUUGCAGAGGCAACUUCUCUAAAGAAGUUUGAUUUGAGACGCUGCAACAAAUUGGAGAAGAUAGAAAGUUUAGAAAGCCUGACAUCAUUGGAGACACUCUGUAUAUGUGACUGUACAGAAUUGAACAGCCUUCCAAGUCUUGCAGAGGCAACUUCUUUAAAGUGGAUUGAAGUGAUAGGCUGCAACAAAUUGGAGAAGAUAGAAGGUUUAGAAAGCCUGACAUCAUUGGAGACCCUCCUAAUAUAUGACUGUACAGAAUUGAACACCCUUCCAAGUCUUGCAGAGGCAACUUCUCUAAAGAAGUUUGAUUUGAGACGCUGCAACAAAUUGGAGAAGAUAGAAAGUUUAGAAAGCCUGACAUCAUUGGAGACACUCCUAAUAUUGGACUGUACAGAAUUGAACACCCUUCCAAGUCUUGCAGAGGCAACUUCUCUAAAGAUGUUUGAUUUGAGACGCUGCAACAAAUUGGAGAAGAUAGAAAGUUUAGAAAGCUUGACAUGAUU